UGGAUUAACACGAGACUUGACUUUCUUCCGAAUUGGCGGGUGAAAAAGAUGAAAAUGUCAGCGGCUGAGAUGAGCCCGGUCCUGAAGGAGGGAGAGCUGGAGAAGAGGAGCGACAACCUGCUCCAGUUCUGGAAGAGGAAGACGUGCGUCCUGACCCCCGACAGCCUCAACAUCUACGCCGACACGCACAAGCGCUCCAAGGGCAAGGAGCUCAAGCUGCAGUCCAUCAAGAAGGUGGACUGCGUGGAGAGGACCGGCAAGUUCGUCUACUUCACCAUCGUCACCACGGACAACAAGGAGAUCGACUUCCGCUGCUCGGGAGAGGAGAACUGCUGGAACGCGGUGAUCACCAUGGCUGUGAUCGACUACCAGAACCGCAAGGCGAUCCAGGACUUUAAGAGCCGGCAGGACACGGAGAGCGCGUCGCCGGGGCAGCAGGAGCGACGCAUGGCGAGGGCGCCGUGACCCCCGCCGAGGGCACACGCAGCUCCUUAUAAGCGCCACUGUGGACCACACAGACACCGGACCAAAAGGAAGACCAUGUCCUCCGGUCCAGAGAUGAAGGAUUGUGGACUGAGUUACAAGGACUCUCAUCUAAAAGAAAAUGAAAAAAAAAAGCACAUGACAGAGAUCUUCAGGACUGAACCGAGAAAAAAGAGCGAUCUCUGGAGGAGUUUUCUUUUUUCCUCUGAAAAAAAAAGUUAAUUUAUUUGUUUGUUACUGGCAAACGCCUGUGUUUAAAUUAUUUGCUAUAUUUCAAAGAGUGUAAAGAAGUGUGUAUUUAUUGUAAUAAAUGUGUUGGAGAUCUUUUUUGACAU
This is a messenger RNA of Synchiropus splendidus (mandarinfish), 818 nucleotides long. It is a transcript of the gene phlda2, whose product is annotated as pleckstrin homology-like domain, family A, member 2. Gene Ontology annotation, biological process: positive regulation of apoptotic process. Gene Ontology annotation, molecular function: phosphatidylinositol phosphate binding. The transcript is spliced from 2 exons. NCBI's taxonomy places the organism in Eukaryota, Metazoa, Chordata, Actinopteri, Syngnathiformes, Callionymidae. The record is from RefSeq and is a predicted model, not a curated record. The coding region runs from base 49 to 465 and encodes 138 amino acids.